UUAACCCGCCCAAGACGUUGGCCCAGCUGCCAGCAGCACUCAGGUAAUGGCCGGCGACUCCUACCAGCGGUCGCUCGCCGCUCCUCCCUCGCCGCGGCCCUGCCCGCUGCCCCCGGGAAGACGGCGGCAGUGAAGGCCGACGGCGGCUACAAGGACCGGGGGCUGCAGUACCGCCCACAGCCAGGCACCGGGGCGGACCUUCCGGCCGGCCGCCGCUCACCGCACUCCCCCGAACACCACGCGCGACCCGCUCCCCUGCGCGGCUCCACGGCGGUGGAGGAGCGUACGGAGCCCGGUUCCCCGCGGAGGCUGCGCUGCGCCGCCCCGGCCACUCACGUUGGCACAAUGACAGACUUUCAGAAUAACCUCUGUCAGGACAUGAUUUCUCAGCUGCAUAAUUUUGCUGCUGUUGGAGAUGCAGCCAAACUGAAAGCAUUGCUCAGUCAUUCUCCAUCACUUGUCAAUGCGGUUGCAGAUAAUGGCUGGACAGCCCUGAUGUAUGGUGCCAGAAAUGGACACCUUGAGGUUGUGCAGAUUCUUCUUGAAGAAGGGUGUGACAGGUCCAUCGUUAAUAAAUCAAGGCAGACAGCUCUGGACAUUGCUAAAUUUUGGGGGUACAAGCACAUAGCUAAUUUGUUGGCUAAUGUGAAGGGUGGGCAGAGGCCUAAUUUUCUGUCAAAUGAAGUGAAAGAAUAUGAAAAUUAUUUUGGCUUGACACUCCUGGACAGAAGGAGUGAUAAAAGAACAGAUUCCAAGUGGCUAAGCAAAAAACAAAGCCAUCCAACUACAGUAUACAUCCUCUUCUCAAAUUUAAGUCCUUUGGUUACUUGGGGUGGGGGAAUAGAGAGCUCCCAGCAGCCAGAAAUAAAGCUUUGUAGGCUGUACUACAAGGAUGUGGAGCAGUGCAUGAACCAAACUGAAGAAAGCACCUUGAUUUUUCUUGGAGUUGAACUUCAGUUCCACAUGAACCUGCUGGCUGCUUGCAAUGGAAGAGUUCUGCAAGAAGAUGAAGAGGAUGGGUUAGUUGCUUGGUUUGCUCUUAGCAUAGAUUCUGCUUCUGCUGAGACAUUUAAACAGAAGCAUGAGGACUGUUACUUUCUUCAUCCACCAGUGCCAGCACUACUGCAGCUACCUGAAAAAGAAGCUGGAGUAGUAGCCCAGGCUAGAUCUGUUCUAUCAUGGCACAACUGCUACAGAUUCUGCCCAACAUGUGGGAGUGCAACCAAGAUUGAAGAAGGGGGUUACAAGAAAACUUGCUUAAAAGAAGAUUGUCCCAGUCUCCAAGGUGUUCACAACACAUCAUAUCCAAGAGUUGAUCCUGUUGUGAUAAUGCAAGUUAUCCAUCCAGAUGGGAACCACUGUCUUUUAGGUAGGGAGAAGAGAUUUCCCCCAGGAAUGUUCACCUGUCUUGCUGGAUUUAUAGAACCUGGUGAAACAAUAGAAGAUGCUGUUCGAAGAGAAGUAGAAGAGGAGGCUGGAGUCCAAGUUGGCCGUGUUCAGUAUGUCUUUUGUCAGCCAUGGCCAAUGCCCUCCUCCCUAAUGAUUGGCUGCUUAGCUGUUGCAGUGUCUACAGAAAUCAAAGUUGACAAGGAUGAAAUAGAGGAUGCCCGCUGGUUCACUAGAGAACAGGUCGUGGAAGUUCUCAUUAAAGGAAACCAGCGUUCUUUUUUUGUAGCACCAAGUCAAGCUAUUGCGCACCAGUUGAUAAAACAUUGGAUUGGAAUGAAUGCUAAUCUUUAAUUCAAAUACUUGAUUUCUUUAAGUUAAAUUACUUCUUCUAGUGAAUGUUAAAUUAGGAAUACAUUAGAAAGAAUUGUUUAUCCAGUAAAUGUCCAACCACAUGAAUUUUUAGGCCUUUCCUUUGAUUCCUGAGCUAAACUAUCCAACCUCUGUAGGUUUUUUCAGAUAGGAGUUAGAACUGGACAGCAACCCAGUGAGUAUCCCAAGCAAGCAACAAAUAGGUAAAGUUGGUACCUUGUUGUGCACAGGCUGCUUUUUCAUUUUAGAGUCAAAAUAUUAUGCUUUUUACUAUUAUGCUCUUAAUGUUUGAUUUGGUCUUUCAUGUUCCUCACUGGAAGGAGUCACAGCAUUACAAAGAGGCCUGACCUUGCUUGCUGUUUAAACUUUGUAUUUACAUCCUCCUAUUUUGUCUUAAUUGUUUCUUUCUCAUUUUUUCCUAUCUCCAUUCUUUAAAUUCUGCCUGGCAGAAAAAUCAACAGUCAGUGCUGAAAGUCUUACCAGCAAUGGUUAUUUUUAAGUUAAUAGCAUACUUAAAUGGUGAAUAUGUAGUACUUUGUAUCUUUUACGGUAAUAGCCCUCUAAGCAGAGUAUUUACUCCUCCAGUCUGAUUUGGCCUGCACUUAGCCAAUUGUACAUCAGCCUGAAUUUAAAGGUAUAACACAAUACUCUGUUUAUGAAAAAGGUAUUGGAGAAGCAUCCCCAAAGCCUAAAUAUUAGAUAUUUUUAUAAGAUAAUAAUGUACUUACUGACCCUAGGCAGUGAGUUAUUUCAUUCUCUGGUAAUUAAAAAUGGAGCUGUAGAGUAAUGGAGAAGAAAAGUAGAUUAAUUAAACAAGACAUAAUAUGUCAAAAUAUGUACAAAGGUUUUUUUAUGGAAAUGGAGACACUGAGAUUGUUACUGCUGUUAAGAACUUUACAGUUGAAAGAAAUGUAUUAACCCCAGCUGUAAGACUGGAAAAGCAAUAUAUGAAUUAAAUAUUUACUUACCUAUAUUUAAUGCCACAGUUCAGAUUUGUGCCUUGAUUUAUUGUUAUUGAAAAGAAUGUUAACUUAAUAUUAUUUCAAUAUGGAAAGUUAUAAAAGUAUACUGGUAUUAUUAUUAAUGUAAUUAUCUAAUGGUUCAGUAGUCUGUGAUUAUGCAGUCAUUGCAGUGAUAUAAAAAGAAAUGCAAAUGACCUGAAGGAAAUACAAUGAUAGUCGUAAAUAUUAACUUAUUAUCAUAUGGUGAUUUGUGUAUUCAGAGUAAUUUGAAUAUUUUUUAAUCUGUGAACGAUGUCAGAUUUGUUUCAAAGUUCUCUGCAAACUGGAAUCAGUAAAAAUGUUUUACAAAUCGUAA
Messenger RNA from Harpia harpyja (harpy eagle), 3075 nucleotides. RefSeq names its product nudix hydrolase 12 (gene NUDT12). Gene Ontology annotation, cellular component: cytosol. The coding region runs from base 346 to 1740 and encodes 464 amino acids. The record is from RefSeq and is a predicted model, not a curated record. NCBI's taxonomy places the organism in Eukaryota, Metazoa, Chordata, Aves, Accipitriformes, Accipitridae. The transcript is spliced from 7 exons. Gene Ontology annotation, molecular function: NADH pyrophosphatase activity; protein binding; metal ion binding. Gene Ontology annotation, biological process: NADP+ catabolic process; NAD+ catabolic process.